UAUAUUUUAGUAAAAGCAGGGGUGCAGAAGCAGGGUGUAAAACUAAAAUAGCCUCCAGAAGUUCUAAAGUAUCUGGUCCAACUAUUAAAAGCAGCCCAAAAGCCCAAUGAUAAUACGACGCCGUUCCUCAUUCUCUCUCUCUGGUUGUUUGUUGUUAUGAAAUGAUAGUCUGUAAACUCACUCCGAAGUGAAGGAAAAAAAAGGAGUUUGAGGAGAGAGAAAGAGAAAUGAGCAUAUCGACGGCAGCGUACGUUGCUCGGCGCGCGGCGCAGAAAGAAAAGGUUCGGAUUCUGUAUAGGCGCGCCCUUAAAGACACUCUCAACUGGGCCGUUCAUCGCCAUCUAUUCUACGACGACGCUUCUAACCUCCGUGAUAGGUUCGAGCAAAACAGACACGUGGACGACCCUGAUACGAUUGAUAGGUUGAUAGCAGAUGCUGAAGCUAGCUACAAUAAGUGGCGCCAUCCUGAUCCUUAUAUUGUUCCUUGGGCACCUGGUGGCUCCAAGUUUACUCGCAACCCAGCUCCACCCCAGGGGAUUGAGAUAAUUUAUGAUUAUGGUCGUGAAGACAACGACUAAAACCUUUUUUGUCUUCUUCUUUUGCCCCUUGUGAUAAAUAAAGGCUUGCAAUCAAAUUGUUCUGUAUUACUAGAUUGUGGAUUGAAUCACCUUCAUUUACUCGUAUGUGAUAUAAAUUGAACAGUUGAUACCAGAUUGAGUCCAUGCUUAUGAUGUUGAAGAUAUUUAAUCAUUGAAUGUGUUAAAACUGUCAUUGGUAUUUGUUAGUCAUGAUAGUAGUUUUUAAUAAACAAAACUUGUUGCCUAAA
Molecule: messenger RNA, 826 nt
Organism: Cicer arietinum (chickpea)
Lineage: Eukaryota; Viridiplantae; Streptophyta; Magnoliopsida; Fabales; Fabaceae
Product: NADH dehydrogenase [ubiquinone] 1 beta subcomplex subunit 9
Biological process (GO): mitochondrial electron transport, NADH to ubiquinone
Cellular component (GO): respiratory chain complex I
Source: RefSeq, a predicted model, not a curated record